AUGGCAACAACUACAACACUCUAUUUUCCCUCUCUUCCAUUAAUACUAAUAAUUAUAGUAUUCACAUUUCUUUCUUCUCAUCUAGAAGGCUCUACCUCUACUACUCAAGAACCUUUCAACGAAUCUUCAAGACUUCUUGAUCUCAUUCUAAGAGACUACACACUCAACUCCUUCAAGAACCAACAUAACUCAAUCAAGACAGGCCUUCUUCGUCGUGUUCAUCUUCCUUCUAACUACUCCGGCGUAAAACUUGACGCCGUUAGGUUCCGGUGUGGGAGUCUCAGACGAUAUGGAGCUCAGAUCAAAGAGUUCCAUAUCGGUGUUGGAGCGAUUCUUGAGCCGUGUGGAGAACGUCUUGUGGUAGUGAGACAAAUCUUGGAAUCAAAUUGGUCUGAUAUAUAUUACAAGAACUAUGAUCUCUCUGGUUAUAGACUAGUCUCUCCGGUUCUUGGGCUAUUAGCUUACAAUGCGUUAAACGACGUUGUUUUGGGGAACAAUGUGAGCAGUUCUUAUCAAAUAAGUCUCCUCUUAGACGGUGCUAAAGAUCUGUCCACCGUUGAUUUCGGAAAUGUUUCUGGACCAUCGAUGGUAGAGAGAACGUUCUUGAAUAAGCCAAUAUGUGUUACUUUUGGUCUCGACGGAAAAGUAACGUUUGCCGGAGAAGUAAAGCCGUUUGUCUGCGCCGUUAAAACUAACGGACAUUUUGGAUUAGUGGUGAAGGAUGAUCAUGCGUCGACUAACUCGAACGGUGGAGGAGAAAAGGAUAUGAAGAAGGAGAAGAUCGGACGGUGGAGAUCGGUUGUUGGAGGGCUUGUUGGGUCAGUGACGGUGGGUGUGGUGCUUUUAGGGCUGGUGGUUGCGGCGGCUGUGGUGGCGGCGAAGAAGAAGAGGAGAAGGGCAAAAAUGGAAGAGAUGGAGAGAAUAGCUUAUGAAGAAGAAGCUCUUAGAGUAGUGUCAAUGGUGGGUCAUUCUAGGGUUUUCAUUGCUUCUGCUUCAAGGACUUUGCCGGGUUUCAUGGAACAUGAGUGUGUUCCUAAUUAAUUUACGUUUAUUUCGCUUUUUGGAUUGUUUUUUUUGUUUUUUUCUUGUAAAAAGGUUUGACUUGAAAGUAUGUUUGGAGU
This is a messenger RNA of Eutrema salsugineum, 1121 nucleotides long. RefSeq lists its product as uncharacterized. The transcript has a single exon. The record is from RefSeq and is a predicted model, not a curated record. Gene Ontology annotation, cellular component: membrane. The coding region runs from base 1 to 1041 and encodes 346 amino acids. NCBI's taxonomy places the organism in Eukaryota, Viridiplantae, Streptophyta, Magnoliopsida, Brassicales, Brassicaceae.